Molecule: messenger RNA, 1359 nt
Organism: Heterobasidion irregulare TC 32-1
Lineage: Eukaryota; Fungi; Basidiomycota; Agaricomycetes; Russulales; Bondarzewiaceae
Exons: 6
Coding region: 1-1359 (452 amino acids)
Biological process (GO): pyruvate decarboxylation to acetyl-CoA
Cellular component (GO): pyruvate dehydrogenase complex
Molecular function (GO): dihydrolipoyllysine-residue acetyltransferase activity
Source: RefSeq, a predicted model, not a curated record
AUGUCUGCCUCGUCCCUGGCCCGUAUCUUUGCACGGAAAAUACACGUCUCUGCUCGCAGACAUGCCCUCACCAGGAUGAACAUGCCUGCAAUGAGCCCCACCAUGACCGAGGGCGGCAUCGCGUCAUGGAAAAAGGCAGAGGGUGAUUCUUUCGCUGCUGGUGACGUGCUCUUGGAAAUCGAAACAGACAAGGCGGUGAUCGACGUGGAGGCCGCAGACGACGGUAUCUUGGCUAAAAUUAUCGCCAAAGAUGGUGCCAAGGGCGUUGCCGUCAACGCGCCAAUUGCAAUCCUCGCUGAGGAGGGCGACGACCUUUCUGGUGCCGCGGAUCUGGCCGCACAAGCCUUGUCUGAGUCUGCUGAGCCACCAAAGAAGGAGGAAAAGGCUCCCGAGCCAUCAAAAUCCGAGGAGACACCCAAACCCGCUCCCGCCGAGUCGCAGCCUAAAUCGGAGUCCAAGUCCCAAUUGGCCAAGGGCGAGCGCAUCUUCGCCUCUCCCAUCGCGAAGAAGAUUGCCCUGGAACGCGGGAUUCCUCUGGCGAAGGUCAAGGGCACGGGUCCCGAAGGCCGGAUCAUUCGUGAGGAUGUCGAGAAGUACCAGCCAUCCGCUGCUGCUGCUGCGCCUGGCGCGCCUUCAGCUCCCGCUGUCCAGACGCCAGACUACGUCGACAUCCCCACCACCAGCAUGCGCCGCACGAUCGGCAGCCGCUUGACGCAGGCCAAGGUCGAGGCGCCCCACUAUUACCUCACCGUCGACAUCAACAUGGAUAAGGUCACCAAACUGCGGGAAGUCUUCAACAAGUCAUUCGGCGAGAAGGACAAGGCGGCCAAGCUGAGCGUCAACGACUUCAUUGUCAAGGCUGUCAGCAAGGCAUUGGAGGAUGUGCCCGAGGCUAACACGGCAUGGUUGGGCGAAGUCAUCAGACAAUACAAGAAGGCUGACAUCUCAAUCGCGGUCGCAACCCCCAACGGUUUGAUCACGCCAAUCGUGAAGGACGUCGGCUCGAAGGGUCUCGCUACCAUCUCUUCGGAGGCGAAGGCACUGGCGAAGAAGGCGCGUGACGGCAAACUGCAGCCACACGAGUACCAGGGCGGAACCUUCACCGUCUCCAACCUCGGCAUGUUCGACAUCUCCCACUUCACCGCCAUCAUCAACCCGCCGCAAUCAUGUAUCCUCGCCGUCGGCUCGACGCAACCGACUCUGGUCCCUGCACCCGAGGAGGAGCGCGGCUUCAAGACGGUGAACCUGAUGAAAGUCACGCUCAGCUGCGAUCACCGCACCGUUGAUGGCGCCGUCGGCGCACGGUGGUUGACGGCAUUCAAGGGUUACUUGGAGAACCCUUUGACGUUCAUGCUCUGA